AUGGCCCUCCUGAUGCAGGCUUCGCUCCACAUCGCUCUAGCCUUGCUUCUCAUCGGUCCUGGAACCCCUGUACAAGCGUUUCACUAUCACCACCGCCACCACCACCACCACCACCAUCGGCUGAGUAGCUUUUCCUGGGAUAACUGUGAUGAGAAGGACCCUGCCAUGGUCAAUAGCCUGACAGUGGAACCUGACCCCGUUGCUGUUCCUGGGAAUGUGACUAUCAGUGCUGAGGGCCAGACCAGCGUUCCCUUGGAGUCUCCUCUAAAGGUAGAAUUAACACUAGAGAGGGAAGUUGGAGGCUUCUGGAUCAAGAUUCCAUGUGUGGAACAGAUUGGCAGCUGUACCUUUGACGACUUCUGCAGUGUACUUGACAACUUCAUUCCCCCUGGCGAGCUGUGCCCUGAGCCCCUGCAUGCCUAUGGGCUUCCAUGCCACUGUCCAUUCAAACCAGGGACCUAUGCGCUGCCCAAGUCUGAUUUCGCUUUGCCUGACCUGGACCUGCCCAGCUGGCUCAGCACUGGAAACUACCGCGUUGAGAGCAUCCUAAGCUACAAAAAUAAGCGCCUGAGCUGUGUCAAGAUCGCCAUCUCUCUCAAGGGCAAAUAA
Molecule: messenger RNA, 609 nt
Organism: Elephantulus edwardii (Cape elephant shrew)
Lineage: Eukaryota; Metazoa; Chordata; Mammalia; Macroscelidea; Macroscelididae
Gene: GM2A
Product: GM2 ganglioside activator
Exons: 4
Coding region: 1-609 (202 amino acids)
Biological process (GO): ganglioside catabolic process; lipid transport
Cellular component (GO): cytoplasmic side of plasma membrane
Molecular function (GO): lipid carrier activity; enzyme activator activity
Source: RefSeq, a predicted model, not a curated record